Molecule: messenger RNA, 1053 nt
Organism: Hevea brasiliensis (rubber tree)
Lineage: Eukaryota; Viridiplantae; Streptophyta; Magnoliopsida; Malpighiales; Euphorbiaceae
Exons: 2
Coding region: 1-1053 (350 amino acids)
Source: RefSeq, a predicted model, not a curated record
AUGGAUGGAGAUGGAAAUCAAGAAGAGAUGAAGGUUCUCAGUCUGUUUGGCAUCUACACAGAAGCCUACAAGAUCAUCUCCUCUCGCAGGAAAAUUUUCAACCAGAUAAUCAUUUCCCUGAUCCUCCCUCUAUCUCUGCUCCUCCUAGCUGACGUGAAGGUAUCAAAUGCUCUCUUUGCAAGGAUCAUCCAAAACGAAGGGAAGUUACAAGAGACGAGACCCAAUACCCCAAGAUACGAGAAACUAUCCGAUCGUAUUUCCUCUGAAUGGACCUAUUUUUGGGUUUUCAAGGCCGCAUACUGCACUCUUCUUCUCGUUUUCUCUUCUCUAUCAACCGCUGGAGUCGUUUACACAGCAGCUUGUACGUAUAUCAGGCAAGAAGUAACUUUCAACAAGGUAACCAGUUUCAUCUCUAAGGUAUGGAAAAGACUCAUGGUCACCUUCUUCUCUAGCUAUGUUUCUCUAUUUCUUUACGUCAGGAUUACACUGCUAGUAAUUGAAAGGGCUAGGUUUUUUCCUCAUUCUUUAUGCUUUCGGGCAUUAGGCUGCGAAAUAAUGGCCAUUUCGUAUUCAACCCACCAUGUCCGAUAUCCUCUGUUGUCUAAGUGGGAUACGAAUUCGGGACUCCCAAUCUGGAAUUACCACACUCAAACAUGGACAGCGUUUUUGAGAUACUUUAAUUUGGCUGAUCUUUUGAGAUGGUUGUUUGUGAUUGGAUUAGUCUAUUUGAGCAUAAUUUGGCAAAUGGCUAUUAUCGUAUCUGUUUUAGAAGAAGCAUCUGUGAUCAAAGCCAUGAUCAGGAGCAAGGAACUGAUUAAAGGUAAAAAAGGGACCAACGCUGGUAUAUUCUUGAUGCUUUCCUUAUGUGUUAUAAUCGUAAGAGGACAAUAUGAAAAGCAGUUCGUGCAAUAUGGUUCUUUGCCAGACAUGUUGAUAUCAUUUGGCCUCACUGUUCAUACAGUGACCUACUUUGUCUGCAAGUCAUGUCGCCAUGAAAAUAUCGACCAGUUUGUACGGUUGGAUAACCUUCAAGUUCAUCCGCAUGAUACUUAG